AUGCCUCAAUGGGCCAGCGCUGAGGGCAGUGGUUCAGAAGCGGCAUCUCCCGAUCAAAUGAUGCUGUGCUACGACGACGGCGCUUCUGAGUAUUUCGACAGUAAACAAGAAGAGGUCGAUAUAAAAAUCGAACAAGCUGGCGAUUUCUACGACAGUGGGAGUGGUAGUGACGAACUCGUUCCCCGAAGGCCGUGCAGGCCACGGCGGACACCUGCAGGCUCCUCGUCUUCGGGAACCACGAGUGGCUCCAGUGGGCCCGGUCGACGACGCCGCUGUGGCAUAUCCGCCCGCGAGCGUAAUUUGCGUAGAUUAGAAAGCAAUGAACGGGAACGAAUGCGGAUGCAUUCGCUAAAUCGUGCGUUUGAGGAUCUCCGUCGUGUUAUUCCCCACGUUAAAAAGGACAAUCGUAGUCUGUCAAAGAUAGAAACAUUAACUCUUGCCAAAAAUUAUGUAAAAGCCCUGACAAAUGCCAUAUGCACCAUGAGGGGUGAAGUUCCUCGAUAUCUAUUUAAUAGUGAUGAUGAAAACGUUGAACCAGUUUUCGUUCUGAGCAGGGAACAAGAACAUAACAACAACCUACCAAAUGUUCAAGAUACCGAGGACCCAAUGCCGGUACAAAGAGGAUGCCUUUGAGAACACAAUAUUUUCUAAACGUUCAGGCUCUCUAACUAUGUCAGCAUGCACACAAGGAAAAACGUGUAGAAAUAAUGUUCGAUAACGUUAAUUCUAAAUAUUUUUCCCUUCAUGCUCCUUAAAUGAAUCCUACGACUACCUUGCAAUGUAUGGACAUCGAGACAGAACAAACAUGAUAUAUUACCUAGUCGUAGAUUUACUUACAUAAAACGGUUAUUUAUGACAUUGAAAAAAUGAUGCUAUUUCAAGAAUAAAAAAAAUCUAAAAAAAAUAUUUAGUUAAUUGGUUAUUGUUGUACCUGCUAUACUAAAACUGAUUUAAAAAUAGAAUCGAAUUUGGGCUUUCGCAUAUUU
This is a messenger RNA of Melitaea cinxia (Glanville fritillary), 986 nucleotides long. RefSeq names its product protein dimmed-like (gene dimm). The coding region runs from base 1 to 633 and encodes 210 amino acids. The record is from RefSeq and is a predicted model, not a curated record. NCBI's taxonomy places the organism in Eukaryota, Metazoa, Arthropoda, Insecta, Lepidoptera, Nymphalidae. The transcript is spliced from 4 exons. Gene Ontology annotation, molecular function: protein dimerization activity.